Molecule: messenger RNA, 1994 nt
Organism: Coffea eugenioides
Lineage: Eukaryota; Viridiplantae; Streptophyta; Magnoliopsida; Gentianales; Rubiaceae
Exons: 12
Coding region: 248-1690 (480 amino acids)
Biological process (GO): protein phosphorylation
Molecular function (GO): ATP binding; protein kinase activity
Source: RefSeq, a predicted model, not a curated record
GCCACAAUUUUCCAUCCCACGGACAAACUACUAUAUAAUGCUAUCACCUUCUCAAUCAUCUUCAAUUCUUGACCAUGCAACCCAAAUGAGUUUCUUCAGUUUCAGUGCUCAUGUUUCUUUUGUAACAUCCUGUAUGUGUUCAUAACAGAAAUCCAGCUGCCCCAGAGUUUAACUUGAAUUUGUGGAAAACAUUAGGAAAUUAGUAGGAACCCAUUUUUAGUGAAGCUGAAGAUUAUCAGAGACCACCAUGAUUUUGCCGCUUGAUUUGAAAGAUUUCCAGGAAAAGCUCUCCAUAAAGUUGAGACCUUGGCAGCGUUCUUUUGAAUUCUGGGCUCGAACUAUUGAUAUCUACACUGGCUAUAAGGUGUUUCAACUUAAAGUGUGCUUUGAGAAGGAUGUGAAAAAGCAGGAGGCAAUGUGGGAGAGGCAGCAUGAGCUUGCCGCUGACAAGAUUUAUAAUAUGUGUGCUGAUCUUGGUGGGUUUUUUCUAAAGGUUGCACAAAUAGUUGGGAAACCUGACUUGGCACCAGCUGCAUGGGUGAGAAGACUGGUCACACUGUGUGAUCAAGCUCCAGGUACGCCGUACAAUGUGAUCAAAGCUGAGCUGGAGAAGGAGCUUAGUCAAAGUGUUGACGAGUUGUUUGACACAUUUGAUGCCAAUCCUCUCGGUUCAGCUUCAAUUGCUCAGGUUCAUCGAGCACGGCUAAGGGGUGACAAGAAUGAUGUUGUUGUCAAGGUGCAACACCCUGGGGUUCAGCAUUUGAUGAUGACAGACAUCCACAACUUGCAAGCUUUUGCUUUGUUUAUACAGAAGACAGAUAUCAAAUUUGAUCUAUAUUCUAUAACCAAGGAGAUGGAGAAACAGAUUGGAUAUGAGUUCAACUUCUUGAGAGAGGCUGAUGCUAUGGAAAGAAUUCGCAAUUUCUUAUAUGCAAACAACAAAAAGAGCCCUGUUUCGGUGCCUCGCGUGGUGCGGAAUUUGGUCACUAGGAAGGUUUUGGUAAUGGAAUGUAUUAAUGGAAUCCCCAUUAUGAAACUUGGAGAUGAGAUAGCGAAAAGAGGCAUUAAUCCUGCUGGUAAGGUAGCAGCAGCAGCAAAGCAGAAUAUCCUGAAAAGUUUGACACUUGCAUAUGGACAGAUGAUUCUGAAGAGUGGUUUCUUUCAUGCUGAUCCUCAUCCAGGAAAUAUUCUGAUAUGUCGAGGUUCAGAGGUUGCUUUACUUGAUUAUGGGCAAGUGAAGGAUCUCCCUGAUCAGCUGAGGCUUGGAUAUGCUAAUCUAAUUCUUGCAAUUGCGGAUAAGGAUCCUUUAAGGGCAAUAGAGAGCUUCAGGGAGCUUGGAAUAAUUACCUUGACGAAGUGUGAGGAUGAGCAGAACGAAAUGCUUAAAUUGGCAACGACAAUGUUUGAUACAAAACUACCUCCUGGAGUCAUGAUGUUGCAGCCUUUUUCAGAAGAUUCUUCAAUAAAAAGAAUUUCUGUGGAGGCUUUUCCAGAAGAACUAUUUUCUGUUCUUCGUACUGUGCAUCUAUUGAGGGGGCUCAGUGUCGGUAUGGGAAUUAAUUAUUCAUGUGCUGAGCAAUGGAAACCUAUUGCUGAAGAAGCUCUGUGUCGUGCGGGCAGGCUACCAGAUAAAAAUUCAAGACGAGGACGUAGACGCGGGUACCUCAGAAGGAUAUUUCGGAGACAGUAAAAUAACACAUGAAGAAAAGCAGGCGGUUUACAAAAAAAUUUGAGACAUUUAUCAUUCUUGGUAUAGAUAAAGUCUAUUGUAAUACACUAGUAACUGUACACUUACUGAUUUAGAAAUUGAUGUGAUGCUUUUCAUUGCUGAUGCUCAACCACUAAUUGUAGGUGCCAAUGCUAAAUUGUAUGGCACCAAAUCAGUUCCUUGUCCAUGACACAGGCAAAAUCAGUAUUCUGUAAUAGACUGACAUCCAAGAUCAAUAUUCUGCAUUUGUGGAAACUACUUUUGUGACCUGACUAUUAGCAUGAGA